This is a messenger RNA of Xyrauchen texanus (razorback sucker), 2441 nucleotides long. RefSeq names its product V-type proton ATPase subunit B, brain isoform-like. Gene Ontology annotation, molecular function: ATP binding; proton-transporting ATPase activity, rotational mechanism. The record is from RefSeq and is a predicted model, not a curated record. The coding region runs from base 102 to 1622 and encodes 506 amino acids. Gene Ontology annotation, cellular component: proton-transporting V-type ATPase, V1 domain. The transcript has 14 exons. NCBI's taxonomy places the organism in Eukaryota, Metazoa, Chordata, Actinopteri, Cypriniformes, Catostomidae. Gene Ontology annotation, biological process: proton transmembrane transport; ATP metabolic process.
UGUUACUUCCUGAACGCAGUGUCAUAUGACUCCGUCUGUUCAUGUGCUCUUAGCUCACAACUGUUUACACACAGACGCUUUAAUUACUAGAAAUAAUAACAAUGUCUACAUUAGUGGCGAAUCGGCCCGUGGACCUGAACGGCCCUGAAGCAGCGGCCCGGCAGCAUGCGCAAGCAGUGGUCAGAAACUACAUAUCCCAGCCCAGACUGACUUACUCCACUGUGUCAGGUGUUAAUGGGCCGUUGGUUAUCCUGGACAAUGUCAAAUUUCCACGUUAUGCAGAGAUUGUGCACCUGACUUUACCUGAUGGGACCAAGAGGAGCGGUCAGGUGCUUGAAGUGAUUGGCACCAAGGCUGUUGUCCAGGUAUUUGAAGGAACCUCAGGUAUCGAUGCCAAGAAGACCGCAUGUGAGUUUACUGGUGACAUCUUGCGCACACCAGUGUCUGAAGACAUGCUUGGACGCGUCUUCAACGGAUCUGGUAAACCAAUUGACCGUGGUCCUAGUGUUAUGGCUGAGGACUAUUUGGACAUCAUGGGACAGCCCAUUAACCCUCAGUGUCGUAUCUACCCGGAGGAGAUGAUCCAGACUGGCAUCUCUGCUAUUGACGGCAUGAACAGCAUUGCUCGUGGACAGAAGAUCCCCAUCUUUAGUGCUGCUGGACUGCCACAUAAUGAGAUUGCUGCUCAGAUCUGUCGUCAGGCUGGUUUGGUGCAGAAAUCAAAAGAUGUUAUGGACUACAGUGCAGAAAACUUUGCCAUUGUCUUUGCUGCUAUGGGGGUCAACAUGGAGACUGCCCGUUUCUUUAAGUCGGACUUUGAGGAAAAUGGAUCUAUGGACAAUGUGUGCUUAUUCUUGAACCUGGCCAACGAUCCUACCAUUGAACGCAUCAUCACCCCGCGUCUGGCAUUGACCACGGCGGAGUAUCUUGCCUAUCAGUGUGAGAAACACGUGCUGGUCAUCCUUACGGACAUGAGCUCUUAUGCUGAAGCUCUGAGAGAGGUGUCUGCUGCCCGUGAAGAGGUGCCGGGUCGUCGUGGUUUCCCAGGUUACAUGUACACUGAUCUUGCUACAAUCUACGAGCGUGCUGGAAGAGUGGAGGGCAGAAAUGGAUCAAUCACACAGAUCCCCAUCCUGACCAUGCCUAAUGAUGAUAUUACCCAUCCAAUCCCUGAUUUGACUGGAUAUAUCACAGAGGGACAGGUUUAUGUAGACAGACAACUGCACAACAGACAGAUCUAUCCUCCUAUCAACGUCCUGCCGUCUCUCUCUCGUUUGAUGAAAUCUGCUAUUGGAGAGGGAAUGACUCGCAAGGAUCAUGCUGAUGUCUCAAACCAACUGUAUGCAUGUUAUGCCAUUGGCAAAGAUGUUCAGGCCAUGAAAGCUGUGGUUGGUGAGGAAGCUUUGACUCCUGAUGAUCUGUUGUACCUGGAGUUCCUGCAGAAAUUUGAGAAGAACUUCAUUGCUCAAGGUUCCUAUGACAACAGGACUGUGUUCGAGACACUGGACAUUGGUUGGCAGCUGCUCCGAAUCUUCCCCAAAGAAAUGCUGAAGAGAAUUCCUCAGAGCACACUGGCCGAGUUCUACCCGAGAGAGUCCGCUGCCCGCCACGGCACCUCCUAAGACCUUCAGAAGGCCUUGGUCAAUCAUCUCAGACCCCUGUACCUUUACCACGAUACAUAAUACAGUGAUGUUUAGAUUAUUUGGGCAUAACCCCCAGAGAUUAUUCCAGUGUCCCCUAUUGUUGUGUUAUACAUGUUUGUAUGUAUUUCAGCAUGUGGAUAGGAUGUGUAGAUGUGAUGGUUGUAUAUCUUACAUUUGCUUUUGUUUUGGUUUACUGUUUCGUUUCCAAAGACGCAAGCUCCCUUGGUGUUAAUUUCUUUUAUUUAUAUUUAUAUUUAUAUAUAUAUAUAUAUAUCUCACUGUCCCCAACCUAAACAGACUUUGUAAACCAUUGAGCUCAAAGGAAAAAAUUCAGGGCUCAUUUCCACACACACAUGUUCUCUUCAACUAUCACUGGAACAUCAUGCACACACAACAUAAACAUGCAACGUACCAUAUUUUUCAAACAUUCCAAUGUAAUAACUGAAACUAAUUGCUGUACCUUAGAACAAAGUAAUAUUGGCCAUUGGCUGAAGAUACACUAUGUUUUAUUUUAAAUGUUCAAAACAAGCUAAUGAAAGCAUGUACACCGAACUUGGUUUCUGGUUAGAUGACAGACUGGUAAUUAUAGGUGUUGAAUGGUCAUUUAGUGUGUGGCUGUCACUGACAGUGUUAUUUACCUUUAGAGGAGGAUAGAGGAUGUUUACCACGGCAGUGCUUUAAAUAUAUAUGUGCUGCGAUACAAUAAUGAUUAAACAUCCCAACUCUUCUGUAUGCAUAAACGUGUGUUUUACCUGUGUUGACUGCUGUCGUGUCAGAUAUAAUUAAAUUAUAUUAGUA